This is a messenger RNA of Fonsecaea nubica, 807 nucleotides long. RefSeq lists its product as hypothetical. NCBI's taxonomy places the organism in Eukaryota, Fungi, Ascomycota, Eurotiomycetes, Chaetothyriales, Herpotrichiellaceae. Bases 1 to 807 code for a protein of 268 amino acids. Gene Ontology annotation, cellular component: GINS complex. Gene Ontology annotation, biological process: DNA-templated DNA replication; double-strand break repair via break-induced replication. The transcript has a single exon. The record is from RefSeq and is a predicted model, not a curated record.
AUGGACAUUGAUAUCUCCGACAUUCUCGCAGAUGUGUCGCGCUCUCAACCCUCCACAACACCCACACACCCAUAUUCGGUCAGUGACACGGACGCUUUCAUCGACCACCAGCUCCUCACACGCGCAUGGACAUCGGAGCGCUGCGCACCGGACUUACUUCCCUAUCCCACAGAACUAAUGGCCCGUGUAAUGGCGCGUGUCCAAGCACAAAUAUCACGCAUUGAAGACCUAGCGAGCGGAAUGGGAGGGGACACUUACUCGAAUUCUAUGGAGGGGAUCGUGGGUGGGAAACCAGCCGGCGGCACGCAGAAUGCGAAUCUAGUCCUUGCGAUAUUACAGACCGACUUAUCACGGACGCAGUUCCUGGUCCGGAGUUUGCUCAGGCAACGGCUCGCCAAGAUGACCUCGCAUGCCACUUAUUACCUCUCGCAACAUCUCAACUCUGACAACAAGACGUCCGUCAUCAUGUCAGCGCCGGAAGUCGCUUUUCUGAGGCAUCAUCAAGCUCUCCUAGGCGACCUCUAUGAUUCGAGUUUUCUGAACUCGCUGCCGACGGGGUUACGGAGACUGGAUGAUUCCAGCGGAGUAGUGCCUAUGAUUGAAGGGCCCGACGGCUCCAAGGCUGUGGUCGUCAGAUGCUUAAAUGAGGGGACGUGGAAUAACGAGCGGGAUGUCGACGAGGCGAGGGAUCAGGGCGAGCAAGAAGGUGCUAGUGUAGUGCUGAGGAUGAGGAGAGGAGAGGUCUGGGUUGUUCGGUGGAAGGACGUCAAGAAAGGCGUGGAAAGGGGAGAGGUGGAGUUGUUAUGA